UGAAGCGCCAUCCAAAAAAUUAUCGGUUAUGGACAAUUUCUGUUAUUCGCAAUCGAAUGUUACAUCCAUAUCUCUCUACUAAUGAUAUCAUUGGACCACCUUAAUCAUCUAUCUCCCUUCUCUCUCUUCCUCUUCUUUUUUUAUCGGAAGUUUAGCUAGAACGUGCAUCUUACCCCGAGCAUUUCUGGCUCAACCAACCACAAAGUUGCUUUGUCAAUUAUAAGAAAAUCUUGGAACUUCUCUGCACUCCUUUUAUCUCUCUACUGCUUUUUUCUUUGUUGAUAAACGCUAUCUCCAAUAUACGUUCGCCCAAUCGGCAUUAAGGACAAAUAGUCCAUUCAACACCUACUUCAUAUCCUGAACACCUAAUUUAAAAUCGCAAUGAGUUGGAUUGACGAAACUCAGAAUUAUCAAAACCAUACCCUCAUUGUCUCAACCGAUGAUCUCAAAUCGCAUAACCAAGUUAUUAUCUUGAACUCAUGUGGAUUUGCCUUUGCUUGCUGUUUCAUUUUCUUGAACGCAAGGAUGGCCUGGGCCUCACCAAAACGCAUUUUCAUUCUCAAUCUCUUUCAAUCCCUAUGUGCGGCUAUGGGCCUAUUCUCCUUGGGUAUCUUCAAUCAAGUAGCCUAUCCUCAUUCAUGCGCAACAAUGAUGUUUUUCAACAUUUUUGGUACAGCAUUAUGCAUUGGUUUAUGUCAACUAGUGUGUGUCGAGCGACUGGCAACCAUUGUCAAUCGAAAGUGGGUGUGGGGUAUAUCCUUGCCACUCAUUUGUAGUCAUAUAGUACUCUAUUGCUACAUGUAUCUGACCGAAGAGUAUUCAAUUGACCAGUGGGGCGCUUGCUCUAAUCCCGACCGUCGUGAAUUCGUAAUCGCCUAUAUGUGCCUAACUAUCGCCACAGACGUCUACAUUAGUGGUCACUUUAUCUACACUCUAUGGGCAUAUCUCUACCGAGCACGGAAACUUGGAUCAGAAAGUGGAAUGCAAGGCUAUUUUAAAGAACUAGUCGAUAUUAGUCUGUACUGCGCUUUGAUCAUGAAUGUAUCAGCAAUUAUCUAUUGGGUUGUCCUUCUCACAAAUUCUUACGGCGACAUGUACUUCCUUAUCUUCGUCUUGAUUGUCCUCACGCCUUCCGGAACCACUACUUACUUGUGUUGGAGGGUGACACAUCUCAAAUCGAAAAUGAGACUUGAGUCUCAAGAUCAUUCCUCAACCCAGCGUCAUACUUCCCCUCAUUUACCACACAAUUCCGUACGAUCGGGAGACGAUUUUUACGUUUUGGAAGAUCAAACAGGCUCAAGAAAACAUCGUGAGCCUAGAAUGUACGUAAUGGAAGAUCAAGUCACUCCACCACAGAGAGCUCGUUCCCCUAGAUUAUAGAUCUUAUGCUCUCCGAUCAUGCCACAUCCCACCACAUAUGCAGCUUUGUAGUUACAGACAUAUUGCACGGUAUCAUACCAAUAAAUUAAACUCCAUGGGUGCAUACCCAGCCUCACCCCAUUUGUUCGAUUGCCAUCAACAGGUCCAUAUCCUGAAGUUUGUUCGUCAGACUUCGGAUUUUGAAUACUACAGCGGCA
This is a messenger RNA of Umbelopsis ramanniana AG, 1577 nucleotides long. RefSeq lists its product as uncharacterized. Lineage: Eukaryota; Fungi; Mucoromycota; Umbelopsidomycetes; Umbelopsidales; Umbelopsidaceae. The coding region runs from base 382 to 1380 and encodes 332 amino acids. The transcript has 3 exons. The record is from RefSeq and is a predicted model, not a curated record.